Camelina sativa (false flax) is the source of this 1089-nucleotide messenger RNA. RefSeq lists its product as uncharacterized. Lineage: Eukaryota; Viridiplantae; Streptophyta; Magnoliopsida; Brassicales; Brassicaceae. Gene Ontology annotation, molecular function: nucleic acid binding; zinc ion binding. The record is from RefSeq and is a predicted model, not a curated record.
AUGACGGUACGUGCGUAUGACGCUGAGUUCAGUCGCCUUAGGCGCUUUGUGGGAAAGGAAAUUGAGGAUGAGAAAGCACAAGUCCGUCGCUUUAUCCGCGGACUAAGGGUGGACAUCCGCAACCAUUGCGUGAACGGUGUCUUUAACUCGGUCGUGGAAGUGGUGGAAAGGGCGGCCAUGAUUGAAGCUAGAAUAGAGGAGGAGAAACAGCUCAAACGUGAGAGAGUUUCUUCUCGUUCGACCCACCCAGCCAAAACCACCGACCGAAAAAGGAAGUGGAACAAGGUGGAUAACGCAAGGUCUGAACCCAAGUAUGGGGAGUGCAAGACUUGCGGAAAGUACCACAGUGGUUCUUGCUGGAAGACCUUUGGUGCAUGCGGACGUUGUGGAAGUAAGGACCAUGAGAUCCGAAACUGUCCAAGGAUGGACAAUGGCAAUGGGCCAAGGUCCUGCUACUUGUGCGGAAAGGAAGGACAUUUUAAGAGGGAAUGUCCGAAGCUUGAUGAGGGAAGACAGACCCACCAACGUGGAAACCGUGGCGAGGAAUCCUUACCGCCACCACCAAAGAGACAGGCUGUUGCACCACGCGUGUAUGAGCUGUCCGAGGAAACUGCCGCUGGGAAUUACAGGGCGAUUACUGGUGGUGUGGAAACGCACACCUUGUUUGACUCGGAGGCAACACAUUGUUUUGUGAGCCCGGAAAUGAUAGGAAAGGGUGGGUUCAGGCAAGAACCUAAUACCGGAUAUGGUAUGGUCCGAGCGGCCGGCGGGCAGGCGAUGUACCCGUCCGGUACAGUUCGAGGAAUUUUGGUCAUUGUCAAUGGUGUGGAUAUGCCUACUGACCUGAUCAUUAUUCCACUCAUGAAACAUGAUGUUAUCUUGGGGAUGGACUGGUUGGGAAAGAACAAGGCUCACAUUGACUGUCACCGAGGGAGGGCGGAAAGGAUGCUGGAGAAAGGUUGUGAGGCGUACUUAGCCACAAUCACAACCAAGGAAGUUGGGGAAAAUACGGAACUAGAUGAGAUUCCGGUAGCCAACGAAUUUGCCGAUGUGUUUGAAGCGGUACAGGGAGUGCCGCCGGAUAGGUAA